Messenger RNA from Phycodurus eques (leafy seadragon), 2403 nucleotides. RefSeq names its product anaphase promoting complex subunit 7 (gene anapc7). The record is from RefSeq and is a predicted model, not a curated record. NCBI's taxonomy places the organism in Eukaryota, Metazoa, Chordata, Actinopteri, Syngnathiformes, Syngnathidae. Gene Ontology annotation, molecular function: protein binding. The coding region runs from base 126 to 1823 and encodes 565 amino acids. The transcript is spliced from 11 exons. Gene Ontology annotation, biological process: cell division.
UCAUCGGGCGCCAUUUUUGAUACAUCAAAAACCGAGCUAGCUAGCAACAUAGCAUUAGCUGUUUAGAAGCUGAAACUUUUAAAUACAAACCGUAACUGAAAAUUAAGCCUUCAUCUUAAUUUAAAAUGAAUGUAGUGGAUCAUGUACGAGAUAUGGCUGCCGCUGGUCUCCACUCCAACGUUCGGAUAUUGAGCAGCUUGUUGUUGACGAUGAGUAAUAACAACCCAGAGCUUUUCUCACCUGCCCAAAAGUACCAGCUGUUGGUUUACCAUGCCGAUGCCAUCUUCCAUGAUAAAGAGUAUCGUAAUGCUGCCUGUAAAUACAGUAUGGCACUGCAACAGAAGAAGGUGCUCAGCAAAACAUCCAAAGUUCGCACCUCUGCUGGUGGAGCUGCAGCAAAUCUCCAAGCACAGAGUCUACCUUCAGAGAUUGAAGUAAAGUACAAGAUAGCUGAAUGUUAUACUAUUUUGAAACUGGAUAAAGAUGCUAUUGCAGUGCUUGAUGGUAUUCCCUCUCGACAGAGGACUCCAAAGAUCAACAUGAUGCUUGCCAACCUGUACAGGAAAGCAGGCCAAGAACGCUCUGCAGUGACGAGCUACAAAGAAGUCCUCCGACAGUGCCCUCUCGCCUUAGAUGCAAUCAUUGGCCUUCUGUCUUUAUCAGUCAAAGGAGCUGAAGUAGCGUCCAUGACCAUGGAUGUUAUCCAGAGUGUCCCCAACCUGGACUGGCUCUCUGUUUGGAUAAAGGCGUAUGCUUUUAUACAUGCAGGUGACAAUCAGAGAGCCAUCAACACAAUUUGUUCUCUGGAGAAGAAGUCUCUGUUGCGGGACAAUGUGGACCUCCUGGUGAGCCUGGCAGAUGUCUACUUCAGGGCAGGUGACACCAAGAACGCCAUCCUCAAAUUUGAACAAGCCCAGAUGCUGGACCCUUAUCUCAUCAAAGGAAUGGAUGUGUACGGCUACCUGUGGGCCCGAGAAGGACACCUGGAGGAUGUGGAGGUCCUGGGCGGGCGACUCUUCAAUAUCUCAGACCAGCAUGCAGAACCUUGGGUGAUUUCUGGUUGUCACAGCUUCUACAGUAAACGUUACUCCAGAGCCCUGUACCUGGGAGCCAAGGCCAUUCAGUUGAACAGCAACAGUGUUCAGGCUCUCCUCUUGAAAGGGGCAGCAUUGAGAAACAUGGGCCGAGUCCAGGAAGCUAUCAUCCAUUUUAGAGAGGCCAUGCGCUUGGCUCCUUGUCGGCUUGACUGCUACGAAGGUCUGAUUGACUGUUACCUGGCAUCCAAUGGGAUCAGAGAGGCUAUGGGGAUGGCCAAUAACAUCUACAAGACCCUGGGGGCCAACGCUCAAACUCUCACCAUUCUUGCUACUGUGUGCCUGGAGGACCCACUGACGCAGGAGAAAGCCAAAACCUUACUGGACAAAGCACUGGCUCAGAGGCCCGACUACACGAAGGCUGUGGUCAAAAAGGCUGAACUACUGAGUCGUGAACAGAAACAUGAAGAAGGGAUCGCCCUGCUUCGAAACGCCCUGGCCAAUCAGAGCGACUGUGUGCUGCACAGGAUGCUUGGAGAUUUCCUGGUGGCUGUCAACGACUACCAGGAGGCUAUGGAUCAGUACAGCAUUGCGCUCAGUCUGGACCCCAAUGAUCAGAAGUCCUUAGAAGGCAUGCAGAAGAUGGAGAAGGAGGAGAGUCCCACAGAUGCCACAGUGGAGCUGGACGGCGAUGACAUGGAGGGUAGCGGAGAAGACGGCGACCUAGAGGGCAGUGACAGUGAGGCCGUCCAUUGGGCUGACCAGGAACAGUGGUUUGGUAUGCAGUAGCCAGGAUCUGUGCCACCUUCUGACCCUGUAGACUGAACGAGGCCUUCAAUCACCACAGAAAAGAGCUGUGGACAAAGAACGCGCCUCCUUGUCAUGCUGCUUGAGACUGAUCAAAUUAGGACCAGCUCACCUUCAACUGUAGACUGAUCUCAGCGUUCUCUAUUUUGCUCCACCAAAACUAGAUGUGUUAAGUUUUGUUUUGAAAAAUUCACAUUUAUGAUAAUUAUUCUAUCAUUGGUUUGCUACAUUCAGUUUAUAUUGUUAUUUUGUUGAAACAUCAGCUGAAGUUGUGGUCAGACUGGCUGGCAUCUGCUUUAGAAUAGGGCCAAGACUUUUAGUUUGUAACUGAAUGAGAAAAUAUAACGUGGAAGUAUUUGAAUACAUAAUAUACAAUAUCAAUAACAUCGCAAAGUUGCCAUUACACGUACAGUGGUGUCAAGCAAUGUUUGAUGGUCUUUGUUUUGAUGUUUGUAAAACCUGCUUAUAUCACAGUGUUAUGUUGGAAUGCAUAAUGUAAACAUUACAAAAAUGUUUAUGUAAAUAUUUUCUAAUCUAACUCAAUAAAGUUUGUUGAUGAGGA